Messenger RNA from Odontomachus brunneus, 7950 nucleotides. RefSeq names its product fatty acid synthase-like. Gene Ontology annotation, molecular function: oxidoreductase activity; 3-oxoacyl-[acyl-carrier-protein] synthase activity; fatty acid synthase activity. Gene Ontology annotation, biological process: fatty acid biosynthetic process. The coding region runs from base 238 to 7449 and encodes 2403 amino acids. The transcript has 19 exons. Lineage: Eukaryota; Metazoa; Arthropoda; Insecta; Hymenoptera; Formicidae. The record is from RefSeq and is a predicted model, not a curated record.
AUCUUGUUCCUCGAUCUUGAUUUGUCCGUUGUGUCAAUCAGACGGUGUGCCAGUUAAAUUUUCUGGCGAAUUUUUGAACUUUUGUGCAGUGCAAGUAGUUGUAAUCAAUAAGAAGACCGGUUAUAAGCAACAAAUUAUUCACGAUCUGCGAGAUAUCAUUAAGAUAACGAGCUAUUAAUAGUGCUCCUGAUAAAAAAUACGCUUUCUGCGAAGAAAAUCGGCUGACCUAAGAACAAGAUGUCUACAAAUACAUCAAUCAAGAGAAAUUACAAACCGCCUAAACCCGGCGAUGAAAUUGUUAUUUCCGGCAUCGCUGGUAGAUUCCCAGAAUCGAGAAAUGUAGAAAUACUCAAAAAUAAUCUGCUCAACAAGAAAGAUAUGGUCACAGAUGAUGAUCGUCGGUGGAAAUUGGAUCACCCGGACAUUCCUCAGCGAACCGGGAAGAUCAAUGACAUUGAGAAAUUCGACGCGCUAUUCUUCGGCGUCCACUUCAAGCAAGCUCACACGAUGGACCCGAUGUGCAGGAUGCUGAUGGAGCACGCUUACGAGGCUGUCAUAGACGCGGGGAUAAAUCCGAAACAGUUGCGUGGAACGCGAACGGGAGUCUUCAUGGGCGCGUGCUUCUCGGAGUCCGAGAAGACUUGGUUCUACGAGAAAUUACAGGUAAACGGUUUCGGUAUCACCGGAUGCAGUAGAGCUAUGAUGGCGAAUAGGGUUUCCUACUGGUUAGGUGUCACAGGACCAUCUUACACAUUGGAUUCCGCCUGUAGUUCGAGUUUGUACGCUAUGGAACACGCUUAUCGGUGUAUUCAGGACGGGCAAUGCGACGCCGCCAUCGUGGGUGGAGCGAAUCUGUGCCUUCACCCAUACGUAUCACUGCAAUUCUCUCGCCUUGGAGUUCUGUCAUCCGACGGCUGCAGCAAGGUCUUCGACACCGAUGCGGACGGCUACGCUCGCAGCGAAACGGUCGCCGUUGUGUAUCUGCAGAAGGCGAAGGAAGCAAAGCGCGUCUACGCCACAGUUGUCUACGGCAAGACAAACUGCGACGGUUUCAAGGAGCAGGGUAUCACAUUCCCGUCGAGCUUAAUGCAGAGCGAACUGUUACGGGAGUGCUACAAAGACUGCGGUCUGCCGCCAAACAUUCUGUCUUACAUGGAGUGUCACGGUACCGGCACCAAGGUCGGCGACCCCGAGGAGGCCAACGCCAUCGACAGAGUCUGCACCAAGGGUCGAACCACUCCUCUUCUCAUUGGUUCUGUCAAAUCAAAUCUAGGUCAUAGCGAGCCCGCUAGUGGCAUUUGUCAAGUCGCUAAGGUGCUAAUAUCGAUGGAAACCGGUAUGAUCCCGCCGAACUUGCAUUACAAGCGACCACGAGAAGGCGUGAAGCCUCUUGAGGAAGGCCGGCUCAAGGUUGUUAGCGAGCUAACACCUUGGAAGGGUGGUUACGUGGGCAUCAAUUCCUUCGGAUUCGGCGGUGCCAAUUGUCACAUCGUGUUAAAAUCUAAUACAAAGGAGAAGAUCAACAAUGGACUUCCUUCGGAUGAUUUGCCGAGACUCGUGGCGGUGUCUGGACGUACCGAGGAAGCUGUUACAACAUUCUUGGAUGAUAUCGAGAGGAAUCCGGUCGACGUUGAGUACAUUCGUCUGCUACAUGAUAUUCAUACUGAAGAUAUUCAAGGACACUUGUAUCGAGGAUAUACGAUAGUUGGUUCGAAGACGGCGACAACGCCCACAAAAGAAAACGAAAAUUAUUUGGGAAUGACCAGACCGAUUUGGUUCGUGUUCUCCGGAAUGGGAUCGCAAUGGCCUGGCAUGGGUAUAGACUUGUUGAAAUUUCCCGUCUUUGCUGAGGCCGUGAAAAAGUGCGAUGACGUGUUACGGCCGCGCGGUAUCGAUAUUUAUAAUAUUUUGACAAACAAGGACAAAUCUACUUUUGACAAUAUCUUGAAUUCUUUCGUGGGUAUCGCGGCAGUACAGAUCGGUUUGGUUGAUCUGCUCACAUCGGUGGGCAUUGUGCCGGACAACAUGAUCGGUCACUCCGUCGGUGAGCUCGGUUGCGCUUACGCGGACGGUUGCUUCACCGCGGAACAGAUGGUCCUAUCGGCAUACUCGAGAGGUUUAGCGUCCAUUGAAACCGAAGUAAUUUACGGUUCAAUGGCGGCAGUCGGUAUGGGCUACGAGGAGAUAAAAAAUCUGUGUCCCCCAGACAUCGAAGUGGCUUGCCACAAUGCUUCUGAUAGCAGUACCAUUAGUGGGCCUGCUGAAUCUAUGAAGGAAUUCGUUGAACAAUUACAGGCUAAAAAGAUCUUUGCAAAGGAAGUGCCAUGCAGCAAUAUACCCUACCACAGUCGCUAUAUUGCGCCCGCCGGACCGAAACUUCUCGCUUACCUGACCAAGGUGAUCCCGCAACCGAAGCCACGUAGCAACAAAUGGUUGAGCACUUCUGUUCCUCGCAGCAAAUGGUCCACCGCGUCUGCCAAACUGUCGUCCGCCGAGUAUCACACCAACAAUCUUCUAAGCGCGGUCCUGUUCGAGGAGACGGCGUGUAUGAUCCCAAAAGAUGCGGUGACCAUUGAGAUCGCGCCUCACGGUCUUCUGCAGGCUAUUCUGAGGCGAUCUCUUAAUUCGAAGGUCGUCAACAUCGCACUCACGCAACGCGGUCACCGGGACAAUGCGGAAAAGUUCUUACAAGCGAUCGGCAAGCUUUACAACACCGGAUUGCAACCGGAUAUAGCGACUCUUUAUCCACCUGUGGAGUUCCCAGUUAGUCGCGGAACCCCGAUGAUCUCUCCCUCCAUUAGGUGGCAACACUCCGACAAUUGGUACGUAACGACGUACAAGACGCAAAAGAAGAUCACUUCCGGAGAGAGAAACAUUGAAGUUUCGUUGAAGAACGAGGACUUUGAGUAUUUGUCCGGUCAUGUAAUCGACGGGAAGAUCCUGAUUCCUGCCAUGGGAUAUCUUGCUUUAGUUUGGGAGACUAUGGGUAUGCUGCGUGGGAAAAUGUACACGGAGAUACCAGUUGUCUUUGAAAAUCUCCAUUUCCUCCGUGUCACUCCUAUUCAGGUGGACGGCAAAGUCGAUCUAACGGUGAUGAUUCAGAAAGGUAGUGGAAAAUUCGAAAUAUCGGAAGGCAACUCUACAAUCGUGAGUGGACUGAUACGCGUUGUAUCGAAUCUCGCGCAGGAGAAGGUAUCAGCCAAAUACAUACCGGCAGAUGACGAUGAAGAAGAAGUGAUGAACACCAAGGAUAUCUACAAGGAACUACGGUUACGCGGCUAUCAUUACGCGAAUAUUUUCCGUGCCUUGAAAAGCGCAUCGAUUUCCGGGAGAAAAGGACACAUCAGUUGGAUCGGUAAUUGGGUGACAUUUAUGGACAAUAUGUUGCAGCUGAUGAUCUUAGGAUUAGACACGAGAAAUUUAUACGUGCCCACGAAAAUACAGAAGAUCGUGAUCGAUACUAAAUUCCACUACCAGGAGAUCCGAAAUAUGACUUCAGAAGAUAGACAAUUUCCUGUACAUGUGUACAAAGAUCUGAACACCAUAAUAUCAGGCGGUAUCGAGAUUCAAGGUCUUAGAGCUACAUCCGUACCUCAUCGACCAGCGACUAGCGACCCGGUCAUCGAAGAGUACAAGUUUGUGGCUCACCGUGACGGGGCGCGAAUCUCUCUGGAAGAAGCUGUCAGACUAUCGAUGCACAUUGCGCUCGAGUAUCAUCAAACCAUACACGUGAAGGCUGUCGAAUUGAUCGACGAAUCCGAUAAUGUGACCGCGGAAAAAUUGGUGUCGCCUAUUCUGACCACAGUUCUAGGUGAUUUACCUUUAAUUCAAAUGAACAUACUUUUGACGACGCCGGCUGAUCGAUUUAACACGUUACCGUCGAACAUACAUACCAUUGAUGCGAAGAAACUGGCCAAGGAGGAGAACAUUCUGCUCGUCGUCGGUAUCGGGCUUUCGAAGAAGGAUCAGCUGCAAGAAAUUCUGCCGAAAUUAAAGGACGGUGGUUUUGUGUUGACACGCGAGAAAUCGUUCAAACCCGAGAACACUGCGGCAUUAUCGAAACUCGGCUUAGAUGUGAUUCUAGAAAAGAGCACCGACAAGGAAAAAAUUUUGCUAUUGAAAAAGAGAGAACGUGUAAUCAGGAAAACCGAGAUCGUCCACGUUAAUAACAAUGAGUUAUCUUGGGUCGAAAAGCUAAAUUCCAUUAUAAACAUAGAGAACAAGAACACUGAUGAUAUAAGGGUGAUACUCGUCAGUGAAGGAGAGCUCGAAAGUGGUUUGUUGGGCUUCUUGAAUUGCUUGAAGAAAGAGCUAGGCGGAAGAAUGAUCAGAGGCGUGUUGAUUCAAGACAAGCAGGCGCCCAAGUUUUCCUUGCAAAAUCCUUUGUAUGAGGAACAGCUUCAACUCGAAUUACCAAUCAACGUGUUGAGGCCUGGUAAUGUCUGGGGAUCUUACAGGCAUCUACCGAUACUGUCGCAAUUGAAACCAAAAUUGGUUCAUCACGCCUAUGUUGAUCAAUUGGUGAAAGGUGAUUUGAGCUCAUUACGUUGGGUCGAAGGCCCCAUACGUCCUAAUUCUACUCAGGAGAAUUUAGUCCAUGUAGCAUAUGUAUCUCUCAACUUCAAAGACAUUAUGUUGGCCAUGGGAAAACUCAAUUUCGACACAUCCAUAGAGUUUAAUCGAUUCAAUGAGUGCAUGCUUGGUGUAGAUUAUGCCGGUAUUAAUACUGCUGGCCAUCGUAUAAUGGGAAUGCAGAAAUACAGAACAAUGUCAAACAUCGUCGAGUACGAUAGAAACCUGUGCUGGCGCGUACCUGACGAUUGGUCACUUGAGGACGCAGUUACCGUGCCCUGCGUCUACGCCACAUGCUACUAUGCGUUGUACAUGUGCGGUAAUAUGAAGAAAGGCGACAAGGUGCUCAUACACUCCGGUACCGGCGGCGUCGGUCAGGCGGCGAUCCGUCUUGCUCUCCACGAGGGCUGUGAGGUGUUCACCACCGUGGGAACAUCCGAGAAACGGGAGUUCAUUCGCAAGAUGUUCCCGUCAAUCUCCGACGAUCAUAUUGGCAACUCGCGCGACACCAGCUUCGAGCAGUUGAUACUACAGUAUACAAACGGUGGUGGCGUGGACAUCGUCCUGAAUUCGUUAGCUGACGAGAAGCUCCAGGCGUCAGUUCGCUGUCUGGCGAAUAGCGGCCGCUUCCUGGAGAUCGGCAAGUUCGAUCUUUUUGCAAACACUGCUCUAGGAAUGAUAAUCUUCUUGAAGGAAGUCAGUUUCCACGGGGUUGUAUUUGACAAUAUAUUCGAAAGUACCGAAGAGGAGAAGUUGGAGAUUAACAACUUGUUGGCCGAAGGCCUGAGAAACGGGGCUGUCAAGCCGCUGCUUAGGAAAGUCUUUGAAAGGGACAGCGUAGAGGCAGCUUUCAGAUAUAUGACAACCGGCAAGCAUAUGGGCAAGAUAGUCUUGAAGAUUUGCGACGAGAAGAAGAUUGAGAAAGUACCUAUUCUUGCCGAUCCUCGAUAUUACUGCGACGGUGAGAAAAGCUACAUUAUCCUGGGCGGACUAGGCGGUUUCGGUUUGGAACUAGCUGAUUGGCUGAUUCUUCGAGGUGCUAGAAACCUGAUAUUGGUAUCAAGAACGGGAGUAACAAACGGUUAUCAGCGCAUGAGAAUUGAACUGUGGAAGUCUUACGGCGUGAACGUGCUGAUUAUCACAGGCGCCGACGCUGCCAAUCGUAAGGACUGCGAGUUCAUAAUCAAGUCCGCGGCGAAGCAGGGUCCAGUGGAUGCCAUCUUCAAUCUCGCUGUGGUGCUGAAAGACGCUCUUUACGAGAAUCAAACGAUACAGUCGUUCGAGGAAUCCUUGAAACCGAAGGCCUGGUCCACGAAGAUAUUGGACGAAUUAUCCAGAAAAUUGUGUCCGCAACUGAAACAUUUCGUAGUCUUCUCGUCGGUCUCCUGCGGCAAAGGAAACACUGGUCAGACGAAUUAUGGUAUGGCUAAUUCUGUGAUGGAAAGGAUCUGCGAGAGGCGGGUAGCGGAUGGCCUGCCAGGAUUGGCUAUCCAGUGGGGCGCGGUCGGUGAUGUUGGUCUCUUUGCCGAACGGCAAGGAACCAACAAGGAGCUCGUCAUCGCUGGUACUCUCCAGCAAAAGAUAUCUUCUUGCCUGCAGAAGUUGGAGGUCUUCCUAUUGCAAGAUUAUCCAGUGGUUGCUAGCAUGGUGGCAGCCGAGAAGCGUACGGGUCUUUAUGGUGUCGCCAAUGUCGUAGAAACUGUUCAGAAUAUAAUGGGCCUAAAUGAUCUGAAGACCGUCGCUCAGCACAUAUCGUUGGCCGAACUUGGAAUGGACUCGAUGAUGGCUGUGGAGAUCAAGCAGACAUUAGAACGCGAAUUCGAUAUGUUCUUCACCCAGCAGGACGUUCGCAAUCUGACCUUCUCCAAACUGGUGGAAAUGGACAAGAGCACGGCGCGAGAGAAGUCGCAGAGCAAAGGCGACGAGAAGACGACCGAGUUACCCGGCAUGCAACUGCUGAUCCGAGUAAUAGGCAACAAGGACAUAACUAACGAUGUCUGUCUGGAACUACAGACCAAGAAGGACAAGCGCAAAGUCGACGUAUUCCUCAUGGCGGGAGUGGAGGGUUGCGGACACAUUUUCAAUCCGUUGGCAUCGAAGAUCAGAGCCGCGGCAACGUGUCUACAAUAUGGAAUAUAUAAUAUCGGGGUUGGCCAUACUUCCAUACCGGAUUACGCCAAACAUCUGUUACCGUAUGUUUUACCGAAAGUAGAACAGCAGAGAUUCUUCGUUCUGGUAGGCUAUUCGUACGGCUCGUUAGUCGCCAUUGAAUUGGCACGGCUAUUGGAAAGUAACGGUUUGAACGGCCGGUUAGUGUUGAUCGACGGCGCGCCAAAUCUAAUGAAGACGAUGAUAGAGCAGUUUAUACCGUGCUCCACAACAGAAGAAUUACAGAAUAAUGUUCUGCUCAGCGUCACGGAUCUUUUGCAACCAGCCGCGAGUGGGAAGCUGCUUUUAGAUUUAAAUAAGUGCACUAACUGGGAACAGAAAUUGGACUACUUUAUCACGUACUUCUCCAAUACCAACAUAUCACUUUCCAUGGAGAAUCUGAAAGCAUUGUGUAUGACCAUUUACCAACGUCUUCUCGCACUGCAGAAGUACGAUGUGUCGUCCGUGCCGCCUUUACGAUCGCCCAUAGUACUUCUAAAGCCUACACUACAAUCCAUCCAAAUGCCUGAAGAAGAUUACGGCCUUUGCAAGGUCACGCGAGACAAGGUGGAAAUACAUUACAUCGAAGGCAAUCACAUCACAAUGCUGGACAGCGACAAAGUUGUAGCUGCGAUCAACGGAGAGCCAAUGCUAGACUCUAAGGCGUUUAAGAAGCUCCUAAUAGAAGAUAAGCCACUUGAAUUUCCAGAAGAACGUACCAGAAAAUAAAUCGAAGUUUAGAAAUUUGAUACACAAUUAUAAUAUCCCACUGUUAUAAUCAUAUUAUCAUCAUGUUAUAAUCAUAUCAUUAUUAUAUUAAUGUUAUAUUAUUAAUAUAUAUGUCCAGGAUGUUCCAAAAUUUGAAUAACGCUGUGAUGGUGAUUAAAGAGGUAUCUACGUCUACAUCUCAUAGUCUACAGUAGUUUAUAAUAAAUAUAGUUGUCUUUUGUGUUUAUACUUUUUUUAACAUCAAACUUUUCGCAAGCGCGCACGCGCUAUUUGUUGUAAUAUUUUUAUAUCCGAAUUUGUGUGGGAACAUCCUGUACAUACAUGCAUAUUCUGGAUGAAUUUGAAAUCGGUGAAAAAAUACAUAUAAUGUAUAAAAGACAUGGUUUUUUCUUAAAGAUAUAAUAGAUGCAUAUAAUGAUUGCAUUCUUACCUUUUAAUAGACUUUUAGUAUUAAUAUUUGUUUCGUUUUUCAACAAUAUAAUAAACAGAUAUGAAAUUUAA